Molecule: messenger RNA, 486 nt
Organism: Ambispora gerdemannii
Lineage: Eukaryota; Fungi; Glomeromycota; Glomeromycetes; Archaeosporales; Ambisporaceae
Source: the annotation of a GenBank genome assembly
CACUAAAAAAUUAUGUCGAACAAAUAGAAAGUUUUCGCGGGCAAGAGAUUUAUUAUUCUUUGACAGAGGAAAUUAGUGCUAUUAAAAAGAAAUUGGCGGCUAAAAACCCAGCUGAGUAUGGAAAGAAUAACGCAGACAUGAUUAGUAACGAAUUAGUGAACAAAGGAGUAAAAGAAGACCAGUUAAGUUCCGAAAACCAAAAAAGAUUGAAAGAUUUAGAGGCGGGGAAAAUUACUGACCCCACUGAAAUUGAUGAAGUAAAAAACCAAAUUAGCGAGGAAACUAAUGAAAAAGCCGCUGAAAAUGAAUUAGAUAAAUUAUUAGAAGAAUACGAAAAAGCUCCUAACCUCGCACUUAAAAAGGUUAUUAGAAACAAAAUCAUCCAAUUUGUCAAUAAUAAAGACAACCGCUUCCAGCAAAAAGCCUUUAAAAGCCGCUUAAACAAAGUAAAUAAAAUAUUAGGAAUUGCUAACACUAACGCACAAG